This is a messenger RNA of Aspergillus saccharolyticus JOP 1030-1, 985 nucleotides long. RefSeq names its product tRNA guanylyltransferase. The transcript has 8 exons. Gene Ontology annotation, molecular function: tRNA guanylyltransferase activity; magnesium ion binding. Gene Ontology annotation, biological process: tRNA modification. NCBI's taxonomy places the organism in Eukaryota, Fungi, Ascomycota, Eurotiomycetes, Eurotiales, Aspergillaceae. The coding region runs from base 69 to 944 and encodes 291 amino acids. The record is from RefSeq and is a predicted model, not a curated record.
UAUAUCACUUUGCAUGUCUCUGCAUGUCUCUGUAGGCCCAACUUUUUCCCGCACAGUAUCAUAUCAAAAUGGCAAACUCGAAAUACGAGUAUGUCAAGUCAUUCGAGCAACCCGAUGUGUUACUCCCCAAUACAUGGAUCGUAAUCCGCAUCGACGGUCGAGGAUUCCACAAACUCUCCGACCGCUACGGCUUUGUCAAGCCCAACGACCGUCGGGCUCUCGACCUGAUGAACGCCGCCGCCGUGGAGGUCAUGAAGGAACUCCCUGACCUCUGUCUAGCGUACGGGGUCAGCGACGAGUACAGUUUCGCCUUCCACCCGAGCUGUCAGCUAUUUGAGCGGCGGAGCGCCAAACUGGUCACAACCAUCGUUUCGACCUUCACCGCAUACUACAUCUAUCUCUGGGGCACGUAUUUCCCCUCCACGCCGCUGCAGCCUGCGGCGUUGCCUUCGUUCGAUGGGCGGGCGGUUAUGUAUCCCACCGCGAGGAUUCUGAGGGAUUAUAUGAGCUGGAGACAGGUGGAUUGUCAUAUCAAUAAUCUGUACAAUACGACAUUCUGGACGAUGGUCUUGCAGGGUGGGAUGAGUAAUACGGAUGCAGAGCAGGAGCUGAAGGGUACGGUGUCGGCGGACAAGAACGAAAUUCUGUUUAAGCGGUUCGGCAUCAAUUACAAUAAUGAGGAGGAGAUUUACAAGAAGGGUAGUGUGGUUUAUCGUCAGUUUCAACUCGAGGACGCAACGUCGAUGGCGGAGGCAACCGCAGCAGACGAGGAGGAUGGACCGGCUGCUCCGGCCUCCCGGUCGCAGCAGGACAAGAUCCGCAAACUGCGUCGAAAGGCGCAGGUGGUGGUCGACCAUGUCGAUCUCAUCAAGGAUGAAUUCUGGGCGCGUCGGCCGUGGAUUCUGUCGGGCAAGCCGGGGAAACUGCCUACGGGGGCGCAAUAGUCCCUAGAAUCAGAAACGAUGCAUUUGAUGUAUGAUGCGCA